UGUUACAUCAAUAAGUACGGAUUACUUCGAACCGCUGCGCGCGCCGUCCAUCAUCAAGCAGACCACUCGUCUCUCGGGACCGCGGGCAUCUAUCCACCACCCCGAAGACAAUCGCCAGUCGCUGCACGUCUGCCUGCCAUGGAUAAACGACGCUUGCCCCCAGACCUUCCGGCUCUGCUACGCCAGAGGGAGGCCGAAAGGGCCGCGGCGGCCAAACCCAGGUUCAUCCCGAAGAAGGAACGUGAGCGCUUGGCCGCAGAGAAGGCCGCCAAGGAAGAGGAGGAACGGAAACGGCGAGAAGAGUCACUGAUAGCACGACGACAGUCGUCGACCAACGGGACAAAUGGCGACGCGAACGGGCACGGCAACGGACGAUCAACGCCGCAUGACAUACCCACCGGCCCCAAGGCGAUGCGACAUGCCGGUGAUGGCGCCGCCGAUCAUGGACAUGCCGGGAAACGUCGGCGUCUGAACGACGAGGAAGAAAAGAGGGCCGAGAUGGAGCGCAAGGAUGCGGCAGAGCUGCGGGCGAGGUACAUGGGCCCCGAGGUCAACCAGUCCACCUUCUCGGCCAAGAAGAAGAGGAAGCGAACGGCGGCGAACAAGUUUAACUUUGACUGGGAUCCCGAGGACGACACCAGCCGGCCGUACGAUCCCAUCUACGCAGACCGCCCGGAGCCGCUCUACAAGCUCACGGGGUACGAGAACACGGACGAGAUGGUGUUGCGCAAGGCCGAGGCGAUCCGGCGUGCCGACCCCGAGACAGGCGAGGAGCGGGCGAAGAAACUGUUGGAACAGCACGAGCGCGUCAAGAAGAUUGCAGAGCGCAAGAACUUUGGCAAACACUGGUCCGAGAAGAAGCUGGAGGAGAUGAAGGAGCGCGACUGGCGCAUCUUCAAAGAGAACUUUGGCAUCGCCACCAAGGGAGGCUCCAUACCGAACCCGAUGCGCAGCUGGGAAGAGUCGAACCUGCCGCGGCGGCUGCUCGACAUCGUCCACAGCGUCGGCUACGACGAGCCCACCCCGAUCCAGAGGGCGGCCAUCCCGAUCGCACUGCAAGCGCGCGACCUCAUCGGUGUUGCCGUUACCGGUUCGGGUAAGACGGCCGCCUUCCUCCUCCCGCUGCUUGUCUACAUCUCGGAGCUCCCGCCUCUUACGGAAUACAACAAGAACGACGGCCCGUAUGCGCUCAUUCUCGCGCCGACGAGAGAACUGGUGCAGCAGAUCGAGUCGGAGGCGAGGAAGUUCGCGGACCCGCUCGGUUUUACCGUGGUCAGCAUCGUGGGUGGUCACUCUCUGGAGGAGCAGGCGUUCUCGCUCCGCAACGGCGCCGAGAUCAUCGUCGCGACGCCCGGCCGUCUGGUGGACUGCCUCGAGAGACGGCUGCUCGUGUUCUCGCAGUGCUGCUACAUCAUCAUGGACGAGGCGGACCGCAUGAUCGACCAGGGGUUCGAGGAGCCGCUGACCAAGAUCCUGGACGCGCUCCCCGUGGCCAACGAGAAGCCGGACACGGAAGAGGCGGAGAACUCGCAGCUCAUGAGCCGCUACCUCGGCGGCAAGGACCGGUACCGCCAGACCAUGAUGUACACGGCGACCAUGCCGCCGCUCGUGGAGAAGAUCGCCAAGAAGUACCUCCGCCGCCCGGCCAUCGUGACGAUCGGCAACGCCGGCGAGGCGGUCGACACGGUCGAGCAGCGCGUCGAGUUCAUCGCGGGCGAGGACAAGCGGAAGCGGCGCCUGCAGGAGAUACUCGGUUCGGGCCAGUUCAAGCCGCCCAUCAUUGUCUUUGUCAACAUCAAGCGCAACUGCGAGAUGGUGGCCAAGGACAUCAAGUCGUGGGGCUUCUCCACGGCCACGCUGCACGGCAGCAAGACGCAGGAGCAGCGCGAGGCGGCCCUGGCGUCGGUCCGCAACGGCCAGGCCAGCGUCCUGGUGGCCACGGACCUGGCGGGGCGCGGUAUCGACGUGGCGGACGUGUCCCUGGUCGUCAACUUCAACAUGCCCUCGAGCAUCGAGGCAUACACGCACCGUAUCGGCCGUACGGGGCGUGCGGGCAAGAGCGGUGUGGCAAUCACAUUCCUGGGCAACGAAGACGCGGACGUCAUGUACGACCUGAAGCAGAUCAUUUCCAAAUCCUCAAUAUCCAAGGUACCCGAGGAGCUGCGGAGGCACGAGGCCGCGCAGUCCAAGCCGACCCGCGGCGGGGGAAAGAAGCUGGAGGAGAGCGGGGGGUUUGCCGGGAAGGGGGCGUCAUGGCAGUGAGAUGCAUCGUGUCGAAUGUGCCACGCUACUAGUGUACGAAAGGGACCCAUAUCUACUUAGACUAGGAACGGCAAUGAGCUAGCUAACAUACAUACACUAGGUAUGCGCUGGCGGCUGCAUAACAAGGCAAUGACUUUCGCAGUUUGCCCUACUACGAGUAGAAGUGAACCACAGAGGAAGCUCUAGUGUAAUAAUGGAGGGACGGGAGAUGCCAACAAAUGUGGAGUACGGCGACGUAGGCCCUUGAUUGCUUCCCGUAUUAUCCCG
Molecule: messenger RNA, 2529 nt
Organism: Thermothelomyces thermophilus ATCC 42464
Lineage: Eukaryota; Fungi; Ascomycota; Sordariomycetes; Sordariales; Chaetomiaceae
Exons: 1
Coding region: 139-2262 (707 amino acids)
Biological process (GO): mRNA splicing, via spliceosome
Cellular component (GO): catalytic step 2 spliceosome
Molecular function (GO): RNA binding; ATP binding; RNA helicase activity
Source: RefSeq, a predicted model, not a curated record